GUACGUCUCAGCUGCAGUUGAUACCGUGGCAGCAAUUUCGACGGAUGACAAUGCGCUGGCGGGUUUCCGCUGGUCCUUGACUCUCGUUGCCAAGAUUUUGGUGCGGGCGGUGGGAGAGGGUGCUACCUUGGUGAUGAGAGCCAUCAACACCAAUCAGGAGCUGGCCAUGCGCAAGGCUUUAGCCAUCGCCCCCCGUGGUCAAAGAGCCAUGGAGCUGCUGAAUAUCUCGGUUGGAACUCAGUCCAUUUCUCCGCUCUUUUGGGCCAUCCAGAGUGGGGCCUUGCAUUCAGCCAGGGCCAUGAUUGUUGAUCUCCUUACGAUCCGAGCGGAUCGCGAUGUGUACUACUACGGUUGCGACGAGCUUUUUACCAGACAUCCAGACAUCAUCCACAGGCUUUGCAAAGACGCCCCUACCCUGCUAUGGACGUUGCUGGAUGGCCUGCUAUGGCGUUCCAGGCUCACCUUCCAGGCGCAAAGACGAGUGAAUUACUACGUGAAGCAUCUCGUGCAGGAUCUGGAUGGCAAGAGCAGCCAAACGCUCAGCUGGUUGGCUGCACACCAGGAUCCCAAGGUCAUCGUUCACCCCGUUGCACCUGGGCUUUGA
Messenger RNA from Cladocopium goreaui, 604 nucleotides. Lineage: Eukaryota; Dinophyceae; Suessiales; Symbiodiniaceae. The record is from the annotation of a GenBank genome assembly.